Suillus plorans is the source of this 918-nucleotide messenger RNA. RefSeq lists its product as uncharacterized. The transcript is spliced from 8 exons. NCBI's taxonomy places the organism in Eukaryota, Fungi, Basidiomycota, Agaricomycetes, Boletales, Suillaceae. The record is from RefSeq and is a predicted model, not a curated record. Bases 1 to 918 code for a protein of 305 amino acids.
AUGUACACAAAUCGACCAGUGAAACAUGCGAAUCUUUAUGUUUCUGUUGAUAUACGAAUCCUUCAAUUCACUCUAUCAUUUGUUCGGAGGCCUAACAACACCGCAACCUCCACCAAUGCCAACAAGCCUCGUGCAGCAUGUCCCAUAUGUUGGACAAAACCGACAGCUGCCCUUCUCGAGCACUCAGAAAAGGCAGCCCUCCCAUCACAAACAAAGGCUAUCAAUGACUUCCGGGCUGCAGAGGCUGCUACUAAGUCUACUACUGAAAACCCACAGGCUGCCACCCCAGCUCCAUCACUGGAGCCUUCCAUGAUGCAGCCCGCAAUAUCUACACCCACUAGUAGCAGUAAACAGGCUCAUAUUGAAGAAAUCUCAGAUGAUGAUGAGUGUGAAGAUGCGCGUACAAACCCAAAGUCAAAAAAACCUCGCAAAUCAGCUUCAAGAACAGACUCAGACUUAGUGGGUGAGGAUGGUAUCCUCAUUGACAUUGAUGUUCAGUCAAUCGCAGACACUGCAUCAACGCGUGAGCUCAGAACUGCCGACAUUGAAGAAUCUUUCGGCACUACAUUUGAGCACACCAGGUCCAAUGGCAAAGUCAAGAAGCACCGCAAGUGCAAGUUUUGCCGGAAACAAUGCAUGCUUGUCAAUGAAACGACUACGCUCCGUCGGCAUGCAGAGGCCAACUUUGCGGGCAAGUAUUGCACAUGGGCCAAACAAAACUCAUUCGAGUCGAUGCUACCUGGUGACGUCAAAGCUCGCAAGGACAAGGCUGAACAUGAGCAGCAAAUCAUCACCUCUCAUCUGACCGAACGGAAGAUUGCUGAACAUGUUGUCCCAUAUGUCGGGAGAAGUAAAGAUGGAGAUGUCAGGAUGAAAGCCAUGCGCGCAUCUCAGUCUCUUUCCGAUACUGAGAUGUAA